AUGGAGAUGGAUGAAGAAAUGGAGGAUUCGAUGGAGCUGACAUUCACAGCGGUGGAAAUAGACCUAGACUACGAGUUCGACGCCGCUCGAUGCUUCGAUUUCACGCGUGAAGAGUCGAGCGCUGAGGCUCGUGAGGCCGAGCUCUGGUUCGAAUCUGCAGGAACCUAUCCACCUUCUCCUUUUGUAACAAAGUUAUUAUUGAGAGAGGACAUCCUGCAGAAAACUGUUAAUAUCUCCCCAAAGUCUAAAGAUGUGGUGAACGCAACUUUGCCCUACAGUGAUGUUGGGUUGGGCCAAGACUUUUCUGUAGUGGGUUUGAAAGACAGAGACUCUGAAGGAAUGAAUGGUGGAAUUUUGACAACGUUACAGAGUGACAGUCUGCACAAAUUUCAGAAUCAACCCCAACAAUUACCCACAGAAUUAAUAUUUUAUAACCACAUGACAAAAGAUAAUUCAAGAGCUGAAACUAAGUCUGUUGUCAAGCCAUCUUUUCCGAGGACCUCAACUCUGAUGAAACCCACAGCAAGUCAGCUGGCCAAGCAAAAUCAACCACGCCAAGUUGGUGGUUCAAGGGUUCUGAAGCUUUUGGUUGAAAACAAUGAGAGAAGCUCAAAUAAUCCUUUGGGGAUCGAGUGUCAGGCUGCUAAGAGACAAAAGCUUGAGGGAGGCCACUUGCGGAAGGAUGCUGAGACAAAGCAUCAGAGUAAUUUGGUUCACAAGGCGCCUAAAAGGGAUGGACCUACUGAUGGAAACUUGGCCCAUGCUAAGCUGAGGCUUACUAUACCUAGACAGCCUGACCUUGAAACAGCACACAGGGCACAAAGGAUGAGGCCAAAAUCUACUACUGAACCUGAACGUGCAGCAUCAACCAUUCGUAAAUUCAAAGCACUUCCACUGAACAGAAAGAUUUUUGAGGCUCCGUCAUCGUUACUCCCCAAAAGAAGCACUCCUCGAUUGCCAGAGUUUCAAGAAUUUCACCUGAAGACGCUGGAGAGGGCCAUGCAACAUACAUCUGCAGUUUCGUCAUCCUCGGUUUCUUGCAGUGAUACUGAUAAGGUGUUGCACAAACCUAGUACUAAUGCAAUUGCAGAAAAUGCAAAUGGAGAAUCCCGAAGACCAAAUUUUGCCAAUGCUCCAACGCAGGAGGAGGGAUGUGAAUUUAUUCAUAAUUUUAAAGCUCGCCCCCUUAACAAGAAGAUAUUUUCAAGUAAAGGAGAUAUUGGAGUUUUCCGAAAUAGCAAGAAGGAAACUACUGUACCAAUGGAAUUUAAUUUCCAUACAGAAAAGAGGGGUCAGCAUAAUCCACCAGUUGAUCUUUUUAACAAGCUUUCUCUGACUGAACUCCAACCGAGUGCUGGAUCUCACCUAAAAUUGCCUCGGCCUAGUUGUGUUCCUUCAAAGGGUUCAAAAGAGAAUAGAUUGGGCUCCUUCCAACAAGAGCAUGAUAUAAACCAUUUAGUGAAAGAAAAACCACCCAGGUUUGGAGGAACUCAGAUCCAGUGUGGGAGUGAUGGAGGGAUCACUGAGGUUGGCCCUGUGUCUGGCAUAAGCAGGAGUUUGGGUAUUCGUUGAGUAGAAGAGGGUUAAAUUUUAUUAAAUGGUAUUAGCACUAGCUGUGGGCAUCGGGCUUCAAGGAUAUGCCGUUUGGUGCAAGAUUGACAGAAUGUUGAAUGUUGAGUUGGAAUUUGGGGGAGGUUUCAUCCGCUUAACAACAAUCUCUUUACUUUGCUGAGAGCAUUUGGGUUGACCGUUGAGGCAACUGAGAACAAUUUCCUCGCCAUGGGUAGUAAGUACAUAGAAGUUUUUUUAUUUUUUAAAUGUAAGGUCCUUUGCCUGUAUACGAGAUCCCAAAGUCCACACCUUAGCUUAAAAACCAUCUUUUUCAAUACAUGGAUCUCACACACAAACGUCUGAUAUGUUUCUAUACUGUAGGCCUCUCAGUCAAUAAAAUGUGAAGGCUAGUGUUGUACAGCCCUUACAAUUGCUUUCUCUUCAA
Camellia sinensis is the source of this 1996-nucleotide messenger RNA. Its product is annotated as Cell cycle regulated microtubule associated protein. The record is from RefSeq and is a predicted model, not a curated record. Lineage: Eukaryota; Viridiplantae; Streptophyta; Magnoliopsida; Ericales; Theaceae. Gene Ontology annotation, biological process: activation of protein kinase activity; regulation of mitotic spindle organization; mitotic spindle assembly. Gene Ontology annotation, molecular function: protein kinase activator activity; microtubule binding. Gene Ontology annotation, cellular component: spindle; nuclear microtubule.